Molecule: messenger RNA, 3735 nt
Organism: Rangifer tarandus platyrhynchus (Svalbard reindeer)
Lineage: Eukaryota; Metazoa; Chordata; Mammalia; Artiodactyla; Cervidae
Source: the annotation of a GenBank genome assembly
AUGAGUGGAGGAGGAGAGCAGCCGGAUAUCCUCAGUGUUGGAAUCCUGGUCAAAGAAAGAUGGAAAGUAUUGAGGAAGAUUGGGGGUGGGGGCUUUGGAGAAAUUUACGAUGCCUUGGACCUGCUCACCAGGGAAAAUGUUGCACUGAAGGUGGAAUCCGCUCAGCAACCAAAGCAAGUUCUGAAAAUGGAGGUUGCUGUAUUGAAAAAACUACAAGGGAAAGACCAUGUUUGUAGAUUUAUUGGUUGUGGGAGGAAUGAUCGAUUCAACUACGUGGUCAUGCAGUUGCAGGGUCGGAAUCUGGCAGAUCUACGCCGUAGCCAGUCCCGGGGCACAUUCACCAUUAGCACUACUCUUCGGUUGGGUAGACAGAUUCUCGAGUCUAUUGAGAGCAUCCAUUCUGUGGGAUUCUUGCACCGAGACAUCAAACCGUCAAACUUUGCCAUGGGUCGCUUUCCUAGUACAUGUCGGAAAUGUUAUAUGCUUGAUUUUGGCUUGGCUCGACAGUUUACCAAUUCCUGUGGUGACGUCAGACCACCUCGAGCUGUGGCAGGCUUUCGAGGGACAGUUCGUUAUGCAUCGAUCAAUGCUCAUCGGAACAGGGAAAUGGGAAGACAUGAUGACCUUUGGUCCUUGUUCUACAUGUUGGUGGAAUUUGUGGUUGGUCAGCUCCCUUGGAGAAAAAUAAAGGACAAGGAACAAGUGGGCUCUAUUAAGGAGAGGUAUGAGCACAGGCUUAUGUUGAAACAUCUCCCUCCAGAAUUCAGCAUCUUUCUGGAGCACAUCUCCUCUUUGGAUUAUUUUACAAAACCAGACUACCAGCUUCUUACAUCCGUGUUUGACAACAGCAUCAAGGCCUUUGGAGUAAUUGAAAGUGAUCCUUUCGACUGGGAGAAGACUGGAACUGAUGGCUCCCUCACCACGACCACUGCCUCCACCACUCCCCAGCUGCACACCCGUUUGACCCCUGCGGCGAUUGGAAUUGCCAAUGCCACUCCCAUCCCAGGAGACAUGCUUCGAGAAAAUACAGAUGAGGUGUUUCCAGAUGAACAGCUUAGUGAUGGAGAAAAUGGCAUCCCUGUUGGUGUGUCACCAGAUAAAUUGCCUGGGUCUCUGGGACACCCUCGUCCCCAGGAAAAGGAUGUCUGGGAAGAGAUGGAUACCAACAGGAAUAAGAUAAAGCUUGGGAUUUGUAAGGCUGCUACUGAAGAGGAAAAUAGCCAUGGUCAAGCAAAUGGUAUUCUGAAUGCUCCAAGCCUCGGUUCCCCAGUUCGUGUCCGCUCAGAGAUUACUCAGCCAGACAGAGAUGUUCCAUUGGUGCGAAAGUUACGUUCUAUCCACAGCUUUGAGCUGGAGAAACGCCUAGCGUUGGAACCAAAGCCAGAUACUGACAAGUUUCUUGAGACCUGCUUGGAGAAAAUGCAGAAAGAUCCUAGUGCAGGAAAAGAAUCUACUCUCCCUGCUCUGCUUCAUAAGCCGUGUGUUCCAGCUGUGUCCCGUGCUGACCGCAUCUGGCACUAUGAUGAAGAAUAUCUUCCAGAUGCUUCCAAGCCUGCCUCUGCCAACACUCCUGAGCAGGCAGACGGUGGUGGCAGCAAUGGAUUUGUAGCCGUUAACUUGAGCUCCUGCAAGCAGGAGGUGGAUUCCAAGGAAUGGGUGAUUGUGGACAAGGAACAGGACCUUCAGGACUUUAGGACAAAUGAGGCUCUAGGCCAUAAAACAACUGGAAGCCCUUCUGAUGAGGAGCCCGAAGUCCUCCAAGUCUUAGAAGAGUCGCCUCAAGAUGAAAAGCUCCAAUUGGGUCCUUGGGCAGAAAAUGAUCAUUUAAAGAAGGAAACCUCAGGUGUGGUCUUUGUGCUUUCUGGGGAGUGCCCUGCCACUGCUGCUUCAGAGCAAUAUACAGAUCGGCUAGAACUCCAGGCUGGAGCUGCUAGUCAGUUUAUUACAGUGACACCCACAAGUCCAAUGGAGGCGCAAGCGGAAGGACCCCUUACAGCGAUUACAAUUCCAAGACCUUCUGUGGCAUCUACACAGUCGACUUCAGGAAGUUUUCAUUAUGGUCAGCAGCCAGAGAAGAAAGACCUUCAUACCAUUGAGCCCACUGUGGAACUUUACUCUCCAAGGGAGAACUUCUCUGGCUUGGUUGUGAUAGAGGGCGAACCGCCUAGUGGAGGAAGCAGAACAGACUUGGGGCUUCAGAUCGAUCAUAUUGGUCAUGACAUGUUACCCAAUAUUAGAGAGUAUGACAGAUCCCAAGACCUGGUACCAAAAGACCUUCCUGACCAUAACAGACUAGCUAUGAGAGAAUUUGAGGGCCUCCCUAGGGAAUUGGAAGAGAAAAGCAUUCUUGUAGGGUCAGAUAAUGAAGAAGAGAAGUUAAGUAAAGGGCAUCAUUAUAUUGAGAUCUCCCCUCUCCCAGGAGACUUGGUAACAAUGGAAAGGGAUCAUUCAGCUACUAGUGAACCUCUUGAUGUGACAAAGACACAGACUUUUAGUGUGGUGCCAAAUCAAGACAAAAAUCAUGAGAUAAUGAAGCUUCUGGCAGUUGGACCUUCAGAAGUAUCUCCACGAGUUACUGACCCAUAUGUUGAAGAGCAGAUAGGCCAGGUGGCAGCAAUGCAAAAAAGUAAGAUAUCUAAGGAGGAUGACAUCAGGGGUGAAGAUUUGCCAAAUCAUUCCGGAGACCUCUCUAUUUUUUUGCACCAAGAGGGUAAGAGAGAGAAAAUUGCCCCUAGAAAUGGAGAGCUAUUUAAUCCUGUUUUAGAGAAUGAACACUGUCCCCCAUCCCGGAAGGAUGUGGUUAGGUCAUCCUUUGUAACUAGACACAGCCGAAUCCCUGUUCUAGCACAAGAGAUAGACUCAACUUUUGACUCAUCCUCUCCAGUCUCUGCAAAAGAAAAGCUCCUCCAAAAGAAAGCUUGCCAGCCAGACCUUGUCAAGCUCCUGGUGGAGAAAAGGCAACUCAGGUCUCUCCUUGGGGACCUCUCAAGUGCCUCUGAUAAACUGCUAGAGGAGAGAUUAGCCACUGUUCCUGCUCCCUUUUCCGAGGAGGAAGUCUUCACCCCCUUUUCAAGACUGGCUGCAGAAUCACACCUGAGCAGGUCAGCCGAAGACAGCUUUCUGGCACCCAUCAUCUCCCAGUCCAGAAAGAGCAAAAUUCCAAGACCAGUUUCAUGGGUCAACACAGAUCAAGUCAACAGCUCAACUCCAUCUCAGUUCUUGCCUCGGCCACCACCCGGAAAACCACCCAUGAGGCCUGGAGUAGAAGCCAGGCUCCGCAGAUAUAAAGUCCUAGGGAGUAGCAAUUCCGACUCAGACCUUUUCUCCCGCCUGGCCCAAAUUCUUCAAAACGGAUCUCAGAAACCCCGGAACACUACGCAGUGCAAGGGUCCAGGAACCCCUCACAAUCCAAAAACACCACCCAAGAGUCCAGCUGUCCCUCGCAGGAGUCCCAGUGCCUCUCCUCGAAGCUCUUCCUUGCCUCGCACAUCCAGUUCCUCACCAUCUCGGGCUGGACGGCCCCAUCAUGACCAGAGGAGUUCAUCCCCACAUCUGGGGAGAAGCAAGUCACCUCCCAGCCACUCGGGAUCUUCCUCCUCCAGGAGGUCCUGCCAACAGGAGCAUUGCAAACCCAGCAAGAAUGGCCUGAAAGGACCCAGCAGCUUCCACCACCACUCAGCCAGCGCUAAAGCCCCCCCAGGGAAGAGCAAGUCAGCCAGUAAACUCAGCAGAUAG